Adineta ricciae is the source of this 1092-nucleotide messenger RNA. Lineage: Eukaryota; Metazoa; Rotifera; Eurotatoria; Adinetida; Adinetidae. The record is from the annotation of a GenBank genome assembly.
AUGCCUCCCUGCUUUGAUAAUGCGGAAAAUGUCACAAUACGUCAACGCGAAAAACUGAUCGUGUUGCUUGGUCGAACAGAUACAGGCAAGACAAGUACAUUUAAUUUAAUGACUGGUCUUUGUCAACCAAUUGGUAAUCGAAUCUCGAGUACAACAUCUAAAUGUUAUUCUUCGGGAAAUUACAUCGACACACCAGGAUUUGGUGAUACACGUGGUGGUGAUGUAUCUCAUUUGUCAUUAGUCGAUUUUUUCAUCUCACUUUCGUCAGGAAUUGAUAUUUUAUUUUAUUUCGUUCGAUUUGGAACGAUGAACACAACUGAUCUUAACUUAUUUCUCGAUAUUUAUAAACGAAUUUUAUCAAUCGAUGCAUACGAAAAUUCGUGUUUAGUUAUAACCGAUUAUUCAUUAGCAAAUCUCGAACAAGUCAACAUCGAUGGAAGUGAAGAAAGAAAAUCUUUGUUAAAACAAUUGCAUGACAAUGAUAAAUAUUCUUAUAUCUUAGACAAAUUUCAAAAUCGAGUGAUGUUUCUCGAUGUUUCACCGACUGAUUAUUCUCGUCGAGAAUUAUCAAAAGAAAUCAUCGAUCGAUUUCUUCAUUCGUUCCAACCCAAAUCGCGUUUCAAUUGUCAAAAUCUUCAAGAUGCCUAUCGACUUAUUCGACGAACACAAGAAAUGGAAGAACAUUGCCGAGAAUAUCGAACCGAAAUCGAGGAAUUGAAAACUGAAAAUGAGUUUUUGAGAAAUUUAUAUGAAAAACAAAUUCGUCAUUGUCAACAAUUACAAAUCUCUUACGAAGAAUCGACGAAUCAACUUGAACAAGUUCAUCAGCAAACUUUAUUAACAAUUGAAACAAAUCAUAUUUUGACAAUUGAAGAAAUGAAAAGACAAGAACUUCGUAUUCGAGAUGAAGUUAAACAAGUUCGACAGCAAUUAGAAGAAAUCGAACAAGAAAUGGAUAGAAGUGUGACAUUUAAUGUUGUUUCUUAUAUUCCAUUGAUUCACAUCAUUACAAAUAUUAUGGAACUCAAUACAAAACGAAAAAUUACUCAACGAAUUAGAAAACUGUUACAUUCGAAAAAGAAAAUUAUGUAA